AUGGAGAGCGAUGAGACUUGGAGCCUCGAUUUGAGCGAUCUCCCGGUGUCCAGACGAGCGAACGAGAUCGCGUGUGCGGUGGAGAAGAAUGCCGUGACGGUGAUUAUAGGGGAGACGGGGAGCGGGAAGACGACGCAGAUACCGCAAAUACUGUUGAAAGCGGGUGUCAUCGCCGAAGACAAGGCUGUGUGCGUGACGCAGCCGAGACGAGUGGCCGCUGUGAGCGUCGCCAAACGCGUGGCGGAGGAGAUGCGCGUAAGGGUUGGAGAAGAGGUUGGCUACGGCGUGCGUUUUGAAGAUAGGACGUCCACGGCAACGAGGAUCAAGUAUGUUACCGAUGGCACUCUGUUGCGCGAGCUUCUCGAGGAUCCGCAACUGUCUAAGUACUCAAUUGUCGUCCUUGAUGAAGCGCACGAGCGUUCGUUGAACACAGACAUCUUAUUUGGAGUAUUAAAAAAACUCGUGACCACUCGUGCAGAGAAGUUCAGGCUGGUGAUCACGAGCGCUACUCUCGAUGGUGAAAAGUUUUCACGUUACUUUGGUUCUCCGGUAUUUACUAUACCUGGACGGACAUAUCCGGUGCAAAUCGCGCAUAGUACCCACGCGCCGCGUUCAUACUUUGAGAGUGCGAUCGAGACGGUGAUGGAUAUUCACUUGAACGCCGGUCCGGGUGAUGUGCUGUGCUUCUUGACAGGGCGAGAUGAAAUUGAGAAGUGCUGUCGCCGUAUCGAAGAUGCAGUGCGAACAACGAGGCAGUGUAUGGACAUGCAAGUUUUACCUUUGUACGCGUCGCUUACUCCGGAUAUGCAGUCGAGAGUGUUUCAACCGCACGACGCGAACGUUCGACGAGUCAUUGUGGCGACAAACAUUGCUGAAACGUCGUUGACUGUACCUGGAAUUGUUUUUGUGAUCGAUCCAGGCGUUGUGAAACAGAUCGAGUAUGACGCAGCAACCGGUAUGGAAUCUUUGCAAGUCGUUCAAAUUAGCAAAGUACAGGCCCAGCAGCGAGCUGGGCGUGCCGGGCGUACUCAGGCUGGGAGAUGCUACCGACUCUACACGAAGGACGCGCUCGAGCACGACAUGCCCAAAGUGACUCGUCCAGAGAUACAGCGAACGUGUCUUGUCGCGACCAUUCUGUAUUUGAAAACAUUGGACCUGAAAGAUUUGGAUGUCAUGACGUUCGACUUUUUGGACGCUCCCGACCCGGACCUCAUCGCGGAUGCGCUCAGGCAGCUGUACCUCCUUGGCGGUAUCGACGACGAUGGAAAUCCAACCCGUGUCGGGCGCGAGAUGAGCACGCUACCGCUAGAACCAAGUUUGGCGCGUGCCAUGGUUGAAGCUCGGCAUUUCGGUUGCGUUCUCGAGACCGCGACGGUCGCGGCGAUGUUAAGCGUGGGUCAGCACUACGACGAGGCGACAAGUCUACUCGAACUCGUAUCGCAUGAUGACUUUCUGAUGGGUGAUCACAUCGUGCUUCUUCGUGUAUUUCAAGCAUGGGAGCGAGACGGGUAUCGACGAAGCUUUCUGAAAAGAUUCUCGUUAUCUGAGAGAGGUAUGGAGUUUGCCCGUGACAUACGUAAGCAGCUUCUCGGACUUGUCGAGGUGACACGAACUUCACACGAUCAAGGUUUGAGAAUGUUGCGGCGAUCACUUUGCGUGGGAUUCGCGACAAAAAUAGCGCAUAGACUGCCUCAUCAUAACGGGUAUCGGACACUAGGGGAGCAUUCGACGCUGUGCCAAGUGUAUCCCACCAUGGCCCGUCAGCUUGCCGAUGAUGAUGGCUUGCUUCCAGAGUGGAUCCUCUUCCACGAGUUCGUUCUGACGUCUCGUCCCUACUUGAGAUAUGUGUGCAAGAUCGAGUCUGAAUGGAUUUCGAAGCAGCGAGAGAUGUUGUCUAAGAAGAUCGACAUUCACCGACUCAGCAGAGGCGCACUCAACCCAUCUCUGUCAAGUCAGCUCAACACGAAACCGACAGCGACAGAGGUAGACGUCGGCUUGAAAGCGCCUGGGGCGCGCAAAACCACGGAAGAGGACAUUUCUGCGGCGCGCGAGCGCUAUCUCGCACGUAAGAGGAAAGCAUUAGAUUGA
Messenger RNA from Ostreococcus tauri, 2088 nucleotides. RefSeq names its product Helicase, C-terminal. Gene Ontology annotation, molecular function: ATP binding; RNA binding. Gene Ontology annotation, cellular component: intracellular anatomical structure. Lineage: Eukaryota; Viridiplantae; Chlorophyta; Mamiellophyceae; Mamiellales; Bathycoccaceae. The record is from RefSeq and is a predicted model, not a curated record. The transcript is spliced from 2 exons. The coding region runs from base 1 to 2088 and encodes 695 amino acids.